AUGGACCGUUAUGGUAGAGUCCGUACUGCUGAGGAGUUCCAAUUCCUGCAAGAUCGCUUCAGUUUCUUACCGGAGCAUGGUGUAACGAUUUCGGCAAAGGGAGUAUUGAUCUACAAUCAUCCUCUAGGUAAUAUCGGGGGCAAGCUUUUCCAUCGAGAGAUCAAUCUCAUAGAGGUUCUUCCUCCUCCUGUGUCUGAUAGAUGCGUGUGGGAGGUUGCUGGGCUACUCUUCGUAGAAGGGGGAAAUAUGGGUUCCAACGUGCCUGCAUCACAUUCUCUGCCGACCGUUGUGUCCGUUUCCCCAGUUCGUUCGCCAUUUUUUAUUCCUUCUGUUUUGCCUGUAGGUGCACAAGUAGGAAAAAGUAAUGCGUCUACUCAAAAAAUUCAUAGCGUGCAUGUGGUGCCGUCUUCGGUUGAAGAGAUAGAAUCCAAUGAUACGGGUCUUUGUCCUUGUAAUGCUCGUAGAACUAUGUAUGUGGCCAGGCUUCUUGGUGGUUUCGGGGAUAUACUCAGCGUUUAA
This is a messenger RNA of Lactuca saligna, 519 nucleotides long. The record is from the annotation of a GenBank genome assembly. Lineage: Eukaryota; Viridiplantae; Streptophyta; Magnoliopsida; Asterales; Asteraceae.